AGUUUUUGCAUAUUUACAGUUGUGCCCUGAUAGACCUUUCUGUACACUGAGGGAUAUUAAGUGCCCUGGCUUCCAUUUAUCCUUCUCAUACUUUUCCAUAAGUAUGUUGCAAAUGUUCCUUUUACUUAACAAUCAAGUCAGGACAUCUUUAUUGCAAUCCCUGUGUGAUUUAUUGUGUAAAACAUAUUUAAAAAAGAGGCCAAGGUAGGUGAUUUUUAUGCAUACAGGGUGUGCCCUGUCUUUGAGAACUGUAAGUAGCUUCACUCCUUACUGGCACUGCAGGAUGAUGAUGCUGCAUAGCUGCCCAAUAAAGUUUUAAGAGGCCAAAGGGCAUGUUAUAAUGAGAUUUCACAUUUCAGAAUGAUUCUCUUUUUAUAUGCAUGUGCUUUUGAACACUGACCCCAUAAAAACAUUAAGUAUUGGUUAAUUUUUUAUUUGUUUUCAGACGAUUUACCCUCCCAAGUGUAUUUGUCUGUCGCAGGGUAUAAAUAGCAGAGAGCCGGACGCUUUGCCACCAUCUUCUUGGAUAUUGGAGACAGAGAAACUGGUUUAGUUUUGAGGAAUCUAAGAAUUACAAGCUCUCAUCCAGUCUUCUCUUUUCAAAUUGGGAGCCACUGAUUAUCCUCUUCUUCUCCCAUCCAUUGUCCACAAUGUCCAUACUAAAGGCAGUUGCGGUGCCCACUGGCUGCAACCCUCUUGCCACAGUGUGUUCAGGCACAAACUGCCUUGUUCCUCCCAGUAACUUCAAUGACAUACUGAGCCUGGUGCUGAGCAUAGUGCUCACAGUAAUGCUUGCUAUGGUCAUGUUCUCCAUGGGCUGCACGGUGGAUUCCAAAAAGCUGUGGGGCCACAUCAGAAGACCCUGGGGCAUCUUCAUUGGCUUCCUCUGCCAGUUUGGCAUCAUGCCUUUCACAGCCUUCGCCUUAUCAUUGGCCUUCGGUGUGCUGCCUGUGCAGGCUAUUGUCAUCAUCAUCAUGGGCUGCUGUCCUGGUGGCUCCGGCUCCAACAUUAUCUGCUACUGGCUGGAUGGAGACAUGGACCUGAGUAUCAGUAUGACAGCCUGCUCCUCUAUCCUGGCCUUGGGGAUGAUGCCUCUCUGUUUGCUCAUUUACACCUCCACCUGGACUUCUGAAAACACCAUCGAGAUCCCAUAUGACAGUAUUGGUAUUACUCUAGUUGCCCUUCUUAUUCCAAUUGCUGUGGGAAUGUAUGUUAAACGCAGAUGGCCCCACGUGGCAAAAAAGAUCCUUAAGGUAGGGUCCUUUGCAGGCUUUGCUCUCAUUCUCAUCAUAGCAGUGGUUGGAGGAAUUCUCUACCAGUCCUCCUGGGACAUUGAUCCCUCAUUAUGGAUUAUUGGAACUAUCUACCCCUUCAUUGGUUUCGGCCUGGGGUUCUUGUUGGCCCGCGUUGCAGGUCAACCCUGGAACAGAUGUCGAACCAUCGCGUUGGAGACGGGUUUCCAGAAUUCCCAGCUGUGCAGCACCAUUGUCCAGCUGUCCUUCACCCCUGCUGAGUUGGAGAUCAUGUUUGCAUUCCCCCUCAUCUACAGCAUCUUCCAGCUCGUGGUAGCAGUUAUAUCUGUGGGAGGCUACCAGACAUAUAAAAGGUUUUGUGGCCGUGGCUCAGUGGAUGCGGACAGUGAGGCGCCAACCCUGGAAAAUGCUGAUGAUGAAUCAGCAAAAAAGAAUGGACAUGCUGUGGAAAAUAGUGCCUUUGAGUUUGAUGACAAUGGCAUCAUAGAAGAGAAGGGUAAGGACGUCAAAAAGGUCACCCAGCUGUGAGAUUACAGAACCUUGGAUCAAAGACUUUGGACUUUUAGCAUGAACAUAUAAGGCCACAGCACUACUGAAGACAGCAGCUGAACGCAACACUGUGAACACACACUGCACUCUGCAGGCUGGAGGUGUGCACUACACGUGCUGUUCUGAUCCACAUUGGAAAUCAUUUUGCAAGGACAGGGGUGCCUAAUCGCCUUCCCUAGUGUGGCCAACAAUUACGGGGGUGCAGACUUACACACUGCAUUAUAUUAUGUAUUGUAUUGAGAUAUUAGGCCCUUCUUUACCUUAAGUUUUUCAUAUAUUAUAAUUUGCAACAAGUUACAUUCUGUCAGAAAGCCUGUUGUGCCCAUGUUCCUUGAUCAACGGAUUUAUUUGUGUCUUCUUUACACGUCUUAUUAAUAAGGCAAACUGAAUAUCCAACGCUGUUUAUGCGGUUUAACCAUAUGUCCGUAUGCAAAUAUUUACUGUACUUUGCGCUGAAUGGUGUCAAAAUGAGGAAUUGUGUGCACUUUUGAGAGACAUUUUUUUACAAUCGUCAAACCUACUAAAAGAGCAUACUGUUUUUAUGUUUAUAAAAGAGGUUAUGUAUUUUUUUAAUUAUUUUUCUCUAUUCUAAUGUAGCAGAUGAAAUCAGUGGUAACUACAGACCAUUGUUGGCCCUUGGGCACUGAUGCAAACUUAUGUUGCGUGUUCUCUGCUCUAUCCCAUUCUUUUAAGCCUCAUUUAUACGAGUACAUAAAUAAAAGUAGGGGUGAUAGGGCUCAGAUGAAUCUUGGCAUUUUGAAACAUGCAAGCUUGUGGUUUUACAUAUCCAUCCAAACUGAAGAAACAGGGGUAUGCAGUAAUCCCAGUAUAUUUAUGAAACAUAUUCACACUUCACAUAUUCACAUUCAUAAUUUAUUAGUCAUUGUGCAAAUGUGAAAAACACAGAACUGAGAUUUUCAGGGAUGUACAUUAACAAAAUAUUUUUGCAGAGCCUCUUCUCCUAUUUACAACUAUGUUUAAGAAAUGUGUCUUCUGAAAUGAUGAGUUUGUAUCCAUUUUGUGUGGUCUAUUUUGUUGUAAUAAUUACAACAGAUGUUUUGAUGUGAAUGUAAG
Cottoperca gobio is the source of this 2876-nucleotide messenger RNA. RefSeq names its product solute carrier family 10 member 2 (gene slc10a2). Lineage: Eukaryota; Metazoa; Chordata; Actinopteri; Perciformes; Bovichtidae. The record is from RefSeq and is a predicted model, not a curated record. The transcript is spliced from 6 exons. Gene Ontology annotation, cellular component: apical plasma membrane. Gene Ontology annotation, biological process: bile acid and bile salt transport. Bases 651 to 1781 code for a protein of 376 amino acids. Gene Ontology annotation, molecular function: bile acid:sodium symporter activity.